Eurytemora carolleeae is the source of this 974-nucleotide messenger RNA. Its product is annotated as CD63 antigen. The record is from RefSeq and is a predicted model, not a curated record. The coding region runs from base 121 to 858 and encodes 245 amino acids. Gene Ontology annotation, cellular component: membrane. The transcript has 10 exons. NCBI's taxonomy places the organism in Eukaryota, Metazoa, Arthropoda, Copepoda, Calanoida, Temoridae.
GCCUCAGGUUGGUUUAGAGGACAAUAGAGGACAAUAGAGGUCACACCUGUGUCAUGUAGUGUACAGACCUCCACCAGCCUUCAGCCUCCCUCCACCAAUAGAGAUUUCCAAUCUGGCAACAUGGAAACCAGUAUGAAAUGUGUCAAAUACUUGCUCUUCGCCUUUAAUCUUUUAUUCGCGUUGUCUGGUCUUCUUCUUAUUAUCACAGGAGGUGUCGUACAGGGGGCGUACAGUGAAUACCUUGACUUCCUGGGGGACAGCUUCUUCAACACCCCGGUGUUCCUUAGCGUGGUUGGGUGCAUCAUUUUCUUCGUAGCUUUCUUCGGCUGCUGCGGGGCAAUCAAGGAGAAUCAAUGUAUGACCUUAACCUUUGGAAUUCUACUGGGCAUAAUCUUUCUUAUGGAAAUAGGGGCUGGCAUUGCAGCAUAUCAAUUAAAGGGACAGAUGAACGUACUGAUUGAGAAGAAUAUGGAGAAGGGAAUGAAGAACUAUAAACAGCCAGGAUACGAGGGAGUCACCAAAACCUGGGAUAUUAUUCAAAGAGAGAUGCGUUGCUGUGGAGCCCAAGAAUUCAGGGACUGGGGAAACACUACGUUCUCUGAGAAGACUAAUGUUCCUGAUUCCUGCUGUUUAUCGGAUAUUGUCGACUGUGGAAAGUCGGUGCUCACUGAAAAUGAUUCGAAGGCUGCUAUGAAGAUCCACCUUGGAGGAUGUUUUGAAACCUUCAGUACCCAGAUACAGGAGAAUGUUGCUGUACUUGGUGGAGUUGGUAUCGGGAUCGGGUUUAUGCAGUUUUUGGGGAUGGUGUCUGCCUUCUUGCUUGCCCGAGCCCUCAAGAAAGAAUACGAAACUGUUUAAACACAUUUAAAACCAUUUUAACAACAUGCUUUCUUUAACAAUUCCUUCUUGGAUACUUUUGCUUGACUGUAACAAUUUUUAAUCACCAAUUUAAUUCAAUAUAUUCAGAUUUUUUA